AUGGCAAAUAUAUCUCACGAGUCAUUAAUAUUAUCUGAGUUGAACUCUUCAGAACUUAAAAGAAUUCAAUCGUGUAGUGUUUACAAAUCUUCUGAUUUUGAUAACUCGAUUGUUAUCGAUAGUUAUAAAGAGGUACCAGAUCGCUCAUUAUCUAGUUCAAGAAGGAGGUCUUCAAGCGUUCACGCGGUUUACAACGAUUCAGACGACGAAAAAGAUAACGAUACAACCUUGAGUUACAUUUACAAGAAGCUUGCGGCCUUUUUCUUUGUAUUCAACCGGUUCACCUUCUCAGAUGGAUCCAAUAUAAUUAGGAACAGUAUUUCUAACGAUAAUGAUCAGCAAAUAUCACACGAUUCGCCCUUUUUUACUAAUAAUAUUGCUCCCUUCGUCAGGUCAUUUAGUAUUCUCUACGAUUUAAGGCUGAAGGAUAAGAUUUACGACACCGUCGACUACUUAAUCAAAUACAAUCGCAGGGCCACCGACAGGAUCGUUGCAAUGUUUACUAACGUUCCUCUCAAUUUGGACAAAUUUGAUUUUUCCAAGUAUUUAUCGAACUUCGAGAUUAGUUUAUCAGAAAGCUUCGCUUUGUUCAUUGAACAGCCUGCAGAGUCAGACUCGAAUAACAUCGCCUCUAUCGACGACAUCCCAAACGAUUUAAAGUGUGAAGUUGUCAAUAAAUAUUCGAGAGAAGUCAUUUCAGAGUCAGGCCCAUACCACUGUGUUUAUGAGCACAAGGUUGACUCUAUUGGUGAAAAUUCGAUUCUCGAUGAAAUGCUUUACGGCGUACCCGUUAAGAAGGGCAAGGUUCGUUUUUUCCAAAAGAUCAAAAGCCUUACUAAAAAGGAGUCUGAUAAAUUCAAAUCAGGUUCUGACGAAUCUUUUAAUGAAUAUAUAAAACACCGUUUCGCCACUUUCAGCGAAUACUUGUCGAAGAGGAGUCACUACUCUGACGACCCCAACUCGAAUAAAUGGAAGCCGAGGACCUAUUUUAAUGUUUUCUCCAAAAGGCGUGAGGAAAGUCCGACCUACACCCUCGACGAGACUGCUCGUGAGCGUUUUGAGGAGCACAUCAGGGUUCACACACUACACUGGGACGAGGUCCAAUACGACGACAUAGAAAUUGUACUCAGGGACAACAAUGACAACUCUGUUGUCAAGUUGCCUUACAGUUGUACAAUUAUGUAA
This is a messenger RNA of Theileria orientalis strain Shintoku, 1185 nucleotides long. RefSeq lists its product as hypothetical. The record is from RefSeq and is a predicted model, not a curated record. Bases 1 to 1185 code for a protein of 394 amino acids. Lineage: Eukaryota; Apicomplexa; Aconoidasida; Piroplasmida; Theileriidae. The transcript has 2 exons.